UAAAGGCCUUCAAUCUCAGUCUGCGACAGUGCGAAGAGUCUGUGGGGAAUUUUGAAAGAAGUGGACGCAUUUUAUCAACUUUGUUCUACUUUCAUACGCCAUAAAUUGACAUAAUGACCGGCAGGGUGAUUAUAGUGACUGGAGCCAACUCGGGGAUUGGUUACGAGACAGCCAAAUUUCUGUGUAAUGGUGGCAAUGAGGUGAUCUUGGCGUGUCGCAAUGAAGAAAAAGGAAAGGCAGCUGUUGGGAAGAUUCUUGAAUCUAAUCCAAAUGCAUUGGCUUCUUUCAUGCAGCUUGAUCUUGCUGAGUUGGCCUCCGUGAGGAAGUUUGUGGAUGAUUUUCAUGCCGGUGGGAGGAAGUUGUAUGCUCUUGUGAAUAAUGCUGGGGUGUUCCUGGAUAAGAGGUCACCGCGACAGUUCACAAAGGACAACUUUGAACUGACUCUUGGGACUAACCAUUUAGGCCAUUUUCUCCUGACAAACUUGCUGCUUGGAGAUCUGGAGAGUACAGCCACUGAGAUUGGCGAUGCGAGGAUUGUGGUUCUCACGUCCAUGCUGCAUGAUAGAAAUCUCAAGAAGAAAAUGAGAAAUAUAACACCAUUCGAUAUUGAUGACAUUUUCCUGGCUGGUGAAGGAAAGUACAGUGCCGAAAAUGCCUACAAGAAUUCCAAGUUGGCGAACAUAUUGUUCACGUAUGAGCUUGCCAAACAGUUGCAGGAUAGGGGAGUGACAGCCAACUGUAUUUGUCCAGGUUUCAUCCCAUCAACCAAUUUAAGCCGUAACGCAACGGCUUCCUCUAGAUUCUUUGUCCGAUACAUCCUGGGUGGCCUGUUUCGCUUCACGAAGAUAACACAGUCACUGGAGCAAGGUGCCAGGGCUGUGGUGGAGAUGGUCACUGACGAGAAGUAUAAAGGAGUGAAUGGAAAGUACUUUAAGAACCACGCCGAAGCUCAGUCGUCGGAUGAAUCGAUGGAUGAAGAACUGCGUGUCAAGUUGUGGGAGCUGAGUGCGCGAUACUGCCACCUGAAAGGCUAUGAACCACUUGAUGCUGAAAUACCACCGCCUGCAGAGAAGAAGGAAGACCCUAAAGAUGUUUCGGAUACCACUGAGAAAGUGGAAGAGAAAGCUGAUGCCUCAGACAAAGCAAAAACAGAAGAAGAAAAGACUGAAAAGGAAAAAGAUAUGGAAAAGGAUGAAAAAGAUGAAAAGACUGAAAAGCAGGAGGAGGAGAAGAAAGAAGAAGAAACUGUAAAAGCUGAAGAGAAAAGUGAUAUUAAAGAAAACGUGGAACAAACGGAAGUGAAGAAGGACGAUGUUACAGAUGAGAAGGGGAGCGAAGAGAAGACCACCGUAGCCGAUGUUGAACCUGUGCAGACUGAAGCUGCCAAGUAGACAGUGAUGUAGCAGCAAGAUGCUCCACUGGAGGGAAGCAUGAUGUUCUUAAAAAUGUCGACUGUUUUCGUAUCAAUAUUGACGCUUACGCUUAGGUCUGAAAAUUGCCGAUUUUGCCAUGUAUCUCACUACACCUCUGUUUAAGGACCCUAUGUUCACAACUUGUACACAUAUUGACAGAAUGUUUAUAGCUAUGUCUGUUUAAAGCGGCACAAAAUCAGUUUGUCUUACCAAGAGUGACAUCCAUUUUUAUCCCUAAAAUACAUAUAUAAUACCAUUUGUGAAAUUAAAUCUUUUUGUCCUAGAACUAUUUCAGGUCCAUGUUCAAGAUAGUUUGUGGGUUGUGCAUGGUAGCAGAAUGUAAACUUUGCAAAUUACUUGAUUAUAGCUUCCAAGCCUUUUUGAAAGGCUGUGAGGGGAGGGAUGUGUCCAGGGAAGAGUGUUUCAUAACUCAUUGCCCAAUAUCAUUAUCUUUAUAUGAAUCAAUUUUUUUUCCAAAAAUGUGAACCUGGUGUGCUGAUGCAUAUGUACGUGAAUUUCUGCCUAAAUCGGGCUAAUAUUUUAAUAGUAAAAGUAUGUGACCUGCAGUGUAGAGAUGUGUUUUAGAAACAAUUUAAGAACACCUAUUUGUUUUGAUAAUUAUGUUUUUUUUAUGAAUAUAUACUUGUUUUGUAGUAUGUAGAUAUUGCUGCAUGUAAAACACUGUCUAAUCCUUUUUAUAAAAAAUUAGAACAGUCUGUGUAUAUAUACAUAUACUAGUGUUGUAGUUAGUGUCUUUUCUUUUUUCUAGAUUUCUUACAUCUUCAAGCUUGUAUCAUUGAAGCAUAAAUGUAACCUAGGUACACGGUUCACGCUAGGAGUCAAUUUGGGUGAAAUAGUUGCCAUAACUAUGCCAUGUUUAAGCACAAGAGUGAAAUGUAUUUGACCUUCAGUUUCACAUAAUUGUUAUUAUAUCAUCAUUACUAUGGUCAUAGCAAAAACAGGCUACAAAUAUGUGUUUGCCAAAUGAUUGAUACAUACUUUUUUCUUUGAAUCAAAAGAUGAAACUGUUCCUGAAAAUCUUAAGUGGGUUUUUUAAAUCUUGAAAAUACUACAUCCUAUCGUUAUAUUUAAAGCAAUGUUUUUAAAACAGGUGUACCCUGUAUGAGUAUAAAUUAUGUUAACAGCAUUUUAAAGAACUAUAAUGAGGUUUUUUUUUGUUAUUAUAAAAAAAAGAAAUUAGUUUAUAUUUCUUUUAUUACAGCUUUUGUGCCUUUUCACGUGUAAGAUUGAAUAUUACACCAAUUUUAUUGAAUUGUUUAUUAUAUAUUUUAUAUAGUUCCUACAAUACGUUAUUUCAUUGCAUGUGUUUAGUUGCAGAUUAUACAAGUAAUAACACUAUUAAGUAAAUUAUUAGAUACAAUUUGUAGAAAGAAAUGAAGUUGUCAAUCUUGCCAGUAUAAAUGUAGUAAUCAGUCUUACCAUAUACAUGUAUUGUUCUGUAAGACACUAAAACUGUCCCAUUUUUCAGAUUUCAGUAUUUAUGGUACUUUUUACUCAAAUUUUAUUGCCCUUUUUUUUUUUGUCCCUUGUGUUUAGAUGCUACAUGUAUGUUUGUAAAGGAUGCCUUGUGUCAAAUUUGUUUAUCGGCCAAAUCAGAGGGAGAGAAAUAAAAACAUAUUUUGUGAAGUGCUGAGAAAUCUUUUAGUACAAAAUGUUUUAAUCAAAUUGACAUGUCACAAUCACAUUGUUUAUUCUUACAAUGAAAGUAAGGGGAAUAAGACAAUUCUGUUUCAUAAAUUGUGUACAGAACAAAUUGUGAUUAUUAGAAAAUGUGUGUAAAAUUGUAAAAUAUUUUUCAGAUACCGCUGAAAGUUUCCAAAACAAUACAAAUGUCUUCUUUUGCUGUAGUCCGUCACAGCUACACACAAAAUCUUUAUAAACUGCAAUGUUGCAAGAUGUUUACGGCCAUGUUUGAUUUCUGCUAAAAAAAUAGACUACCCUGGGGAAAUUAUUUCAGAUGAAUUUGGUGGGUUUCAAUGAUUUUAAUAUUAGUAUUAUAGUGGGUAGAUUGACUUAAAUUUAGAUUGGAAAUGAGGGGCUUCCAUUAAAGAGCAUAUUCUGCCAUCAGUGGCCCAGGAAGAUGCAACACUGGUUAGCACACAAAAGAGGUAAACCAGAUAAAAAUAAAUAUUCAGUUAAAACAGCCAUGCAGUCUUUGUUAUUUGGUGACCAAAUAAUCAUAAUGUAAAUUGUUCGAUAUAUAUCUUAAUGUGAAAAAAAAGAUUUGUGAUUGUCACUUUUUUUUGUUUUAUGCUUUUUUUAUGCAUGAAACUAAUAGUGCUUUGAACUACAAGAUGUACACAUUCAGAUACAUCAUUAUCUCAACAUCGAGGUCAAGAAAUUGUCCCCUGGCUGGCAUAAUUUACACCAACAACUAUUAUGUUUAUCUCAAAACCACUGUUAUAUGUAACUGGUUGUUGGCUUGGUCUCAUACACAUUUAGGUAAUAAAAUUUAUUGUAUGACUGUAUAAUUUGUGUCACUAGAGGUACAUUCGCAUGAUAAUCAGUUUAUUUUACUUCAUUUGUACAUUACAUGUGAUGUCAUUUUUGGAAAACGUUUCUCCUUUAUAAAACUAAAUAUUAAUCAAAAUUAUCACCCAACAUGUUUUUUGCUUAUUGCACACAAUUUGUUAAAAUUCCUGAAAUGAAAACUCUUAUGAUGACGUUUUGCUAUUUAAAAAUUGAACUGAUAAUUUUUAACAUGCAUGCAAGUAUGAAUCCCAGAUCAGCUUUACACACUGUAUGAAUCGCCUUGUGUGUUUAACACGACGUCGUUCGUACAUAAGAGUGUAAAGUGGUUCUGAUGUUCAUACAUCAAUGAAUGUAACAAAUUAUCUCGUUCAGUUUUUAUAAUUUCAAGUUGAAUGAGUAUAAAAUACUGUCAAUUAACAAUCAAAUUCUUUCCUGAGAAAAUUAAUUAAUGACAUAAGAGGGAUCCCCAUUUAAUGGUUCGGCAUUUUCCUUCGGUUGCCGAAUGAGAGAAAUCCCACUUUAAACAAACAAAUGGUGAGGUAUAAUUUUGAUUAAUAUUUUAGUUCUAAUUCUUUUAUUUCUUAAGUAUACUUUGAUGUUUGUGCAAUACUCAGUUUAGAAAAACAAAUAUGGUGCUUUUCGUUAACUACACUAAAUAUGAUUAUUGGAGAGGUGCAAUAAAUGUAAUCUGGUUUAGAUCAUUGUGCUUUAAUACAGGCUGGAUUUCAGUAUAAUAAAUAUACUAAAUCUUGUAUGUCUUUAAAUCAGUAGGUAUAGUGUGAUCCACGGCUUGCCUAUUCAGAAAUACAAGUUACUCACCUUUGAUAAUGUUUCAAGAAAAUACCCACAGUUUAAUAAAGAAUAAAUUGACUAAACCAAACACCUUUUAAAGUACUUAAAGGUGCUAUGUCAAAGUUGCAAUAAUGGCGGUUCCCGCCAAAAAUAUUUAUGAAGAUUAAAUACGACUUGAUUUAAUUUUUGGCUCAGGAUUUAGAUGGAAUAUUUUCCAAUUUGCAUGCAAAUCUAGUAGAACAAACAUUUUUGUGUGCCUUGACACUGAUAUUAUGCUUAAAUUAGCAUUAUCAACGUUCAGAUCUGCAGUUUUAGUAAAUUUUAAUUGUCUAAACGGCCCUCUACAUUUCAUAUUACCUGUAUCAAAAUACAAGUAGGCAUCAUCUGGCUCCUAGGUGGAGAAGUUAACUAGAGGACUACUAAAUUAUAAUGGAAAACAUAUGUUAAACAAAACUAUUCUUGUUUGUUAAUUGUUCAAAUGGUCUGCAUGUGGUUGGGAAUAUUCUGUCUGAAAUGUUUAAUCGCUUUUUUUUUUUUAAAAAGACAUAAAUCUAGUGCUUUGAUUUGUUAUUAAAGUUUGGCAUAAUUUGACAAAUGAUUGUAUUAAAGGAGAUUCAACUAAACAUUAUAUUAUUAAUAUUACAUAUGAAUUGCUAGUUGAUGUUUUGUAGAAUUAUUGUUGAAAAGAUAUUUAUAAAUACAUGUAUGAAGAAAACAAAAAUGUCAAAAUAUUACGUAUGUAUAUAAUGGUCUAACUUUGGUAGUGGUACUUUAAGCACAUUUACUUUAAAAAAAAAAAAAAUUAUUAUGUUAAGCACUGGAUUAAGUAUUGUGGUUGUAUUUUGAAUAUAUUUUUGUACUUUUGGUCUGUAACUAUAUAUUUUUUUAUUCGCUUUGUAAAACUUCAUAACUUGCUUGUAUUUUGUAUUGUGAAAUUGAUUCAAAGAAUCAUUGGUGUGAAUAAUGUUUAACAUUUUGUGGAAACAUUGCUUCUAAAUGUGCCUUGUUUGCUAUGCAUUCAUGUUUUGGCUCAUCACGCUCAAAAGUUAUAUUUUUGUCCCUUUUACAUUUUUUCAAGCUAUGUAAUUCAUUUUGUUACUGGUGCUACUUAUCUGUUUUUAUUUUGUCUGUCAAAUUUGUUCCUUUUCCAAAGAUCUGAAUUAUAUUUUACAAACAUUUAUCCCUUUAUAUUUAAAAGAAGAAGAAGAAAAAGAUCAAAAUUAAGGUAACUUAAAUUUGAAAGCAGUAUAUUUGCUUAACUAUAUAUGUUUAAUAUGUUGCUUUUUAUACUCUAAUGGCCAGUAUAAUAUUAUGUAGAUGAUGUUCCAUGUCAAUUUUUAUCAGUUAUUUUUACACUUCUUAAAGAUAUAUUCUACAAAUACAGGGUCCUGAUAGGAUGAGAUUUUAAUUUAACUAAUUAUCAAAUCUCGUAAAAUUAAAAUCUCUGCAUCUUUUGUGAAUCACAUUUGAGCGCCAUCUUUUCAUCCAGCUCUGUAAUCACAAUGUCAAUUUCUUUCUGUUCGUUUUAUGUACAUCCCAAGACAUGAUUAUUUUUGUCAUCUGUUCCAGAUUUUUGACUUCCCCACAAGUGGUGCUGUGUUUGUCUGGACACUUUACAGUGCUUAACCAGACCAAAAAAUACUUUUAGCAGUUUGUGUUAAUUUUGUUUGUAAAUGUGCAGCUAGACUUUAUUUGCACUUAGUACAACAAAGUGUAACAAAGUUUAGGAACAUUAAACAUACUAUUAGCUUAACCAAAUUGAACAUGAAACUUAAUUGUUUUUAUUCUACAGUUGCAACAGUUUAUUUGUUUAAGUAUUUUGUUUAAACACAAAAAUAAUUUUGGUAACUUAAUACAAAAUUGGGUGGUGGGGUGGGUGGUGGACAGGCAUUGAAACGUCUAUAUGACAUUAUGAAAAUCAUUCCUUGGUAGUGCAUAGUAGCUUUAUAACACAAGGAAUAUCUGAUAAAAUACUUGUAAAUCAUUGUGCAUUUCUCAUGUUCAAUGAUUUAUAAUAAUACUCAUUUCGAUGAACUUUUAAAAACUGAUGAUACAUUUAUAGGCUUUCCCACAGGGAACGCCUUUUUUUCGUACUAUGGAAUUUACUACAAGUUAUUUAUUUCUGAGCUGAUUAAUUUUUAAAUUGCACACAAAAAUAGUAUUUUUUUGUUUAUUUUCAAAACACUUAUACUUUUCUUAAGUGAAACCAAACUGAAAUUAUUGACCAAAAAAAACAUUUUUAUAGGAGGAUUGGACAGACUAUAGGUACAGAUUCAUCCUUGGAACAUUAAUUUUUAUAAACCAGAAACCUAUUACAGUUAGCUACAAAUUCAGAAAUGUUCCUUUAAUUGCUGUCCAUCUAAUGCGAUUUUGUUGGUCACAUAUAACUGUAUCAGUAUUGUAAUCUCUACAUAAAACUGUGUAUUAAGAAGUUAAGAACCAGUGUAAUGUAGUUAAAUGCUCAAUGUUAAGUACUUAAUAUUUCUAUUUAAAUUUGUUUGUAUAUUCUAGGCUGCUUUGUCUAUUUAAUCACAUUUUACUUUUAUCAGUAUUAGUAAUGAACCUUCUUGUUUUCAGUGUAUUUUUAAAUGGUAUUAUGCAUGCUGAUGUCUCCAGUUACUCACUCACACUUAGUCAUGGGAGAUUGGAAUCAUCUUUUUUUUUUUUUCAAGAUGUCUCAAAUGUUUUUCAUGUUUAUUAAAUUUUUAUAUAAGUAAAAGAAACUGUCCUAAGUUUGCUUCCAUUGCUAACAUGUUUCUGACUACCAAAGACUUUUUCUUAUUUAAAAUGUCGGUGUCUGUACUUUCAGUUUUUAUGUCUGAUCGUCAUAAUUUAUUUAGUACCUCAGACUUCCAUUUUAUUUUGUAAUAUAUCAUUUUUCUUAUAUAUGAAAUUAUUGAGCGGUAAACUCCAGGUUAGGCACUGACAGAAAUAUUUGAAGGACAAAAACACACAUUCUAGACUAUAUAACAUGAAAUUUGAUUGGCUAAUCAAAUCCAUUUGAGGUAGUAAAACCAGUAUAACCUGUUGGAAAGAGCCUAUUUACAUAUUUAUAUACUACUUCUCGCUGCUUAGUUAGACGUACUUAGCCUACUUUUAAAAUGCCAACGUUCAAUCUUUUUCUGAAGCAAAAUUCAUGCUCCUCUAUAUUUUAUGAUGUAAAUGCUGUUUAUAAAUGUUUGUAUGAUGUCACAUGUAUGACGCUGACAGGAAUGCGGAAUUAAGUAAAUGCAACUACAUGUAUGCCAAAUGUUAUUAAUAUACAUUAUCGAACACCAGUUGUCAUGAUGAGUAUUCAGCAUAACUGAAAUCGGUAAUAAUGGCUGGUAUUAUCGUUAAUCAAAUACAAAAUCAAUAUUAGGAGCAACAGUAAAUGCAUAUUUUUUUAUAUGGCUUGCUCUAUAAUUAUUUUAUAAGGCAGAUUGAUUUUAAACAAGAAAAUACAUUUAUUGAAUUAGAAUUCCAUGGCAUAACCAUGUUGUAUUGGACCAUUUGAGGACGUUAAUGCUAGUAUUACCAUCACAAAUAUCUGCGUCGCUGGUAAAAUUAACGUCCGCAAAUGAUCAAAUACAACAUAGUUAUCCCCUGAUUGGAUAUACAGAUAUUGAUAAUCUAAAUGUAUUUGUAAUGUAUAAUUCUAGUCGUUGAAGAAGCUUCAUUAGUCGGAAACCUGUUACGAUGGCUGCGAAUUCAGAAGUGUCUUUGACUUCUUUUAUGUCUGUUAUGCCUGCUCAUUAUUAAUAAAGAGUAGGCUGAUUUAACGUCAUGAGGCUUGUGUUAAUGGUGAAUACUUAAAGAGCACUGAGCUUAGGAAGUUCUAGUUCAUAAGUUAACACACAAAAUAACAUUACCACUUGAGCAAAAAAUGUGUAACCACAAAUACAUGCAUUUACAUUACAUUGUGGUUGUAAAAUUGGCUUUUGGAUAAAUCAUAUUAUAAAACACCAUUUCAGUUGUCAAAAACGGCUAUAAUAGUAAAAGAUACGCCUUAGUUUCUAAAAACUAGGGUAUAUCCCUUUAAAAGUUCAAGUUCUUUUUGUAUUUUGUGUUUGGUGACUACCUGAUUAAUGUAUUCCUUGUAAGACCAUCAGACGGAAUGUGUUCUUGGUCUCCAGAGUCAUACAUUUGAACCUGUUUAGACACUGCUUUGCCUCUGUGAUGUGUUAGGCCCUCAAUCCAUGCCUUUUUACCCCCACUACAGCCACCUCAGGUGGAAAUUUGCAGUGUUGUGAGCUCAUUAUUAUAAAAUAUGUAUUCUUUUUUCUUUUAAGUACAUCUUGAUAUUAUUGCAUUAUUAUAAUAAAAGUGGGUUUUGUUUUAUUAUUAUUAUUAUUAUUAUUUCAGGCUACUAAUAAAAAUUAAAUGUAUCAAUAGUGAUUGCAUUACUGUAUAUUUUAUUCAUUAAACAAAAUAUAUAUUUGACUAACAUUUUAAGUUUCAUUUCUUUAUUCUAUUAUUCCCAGUAUAAAAUGACACACUAUCAUAACGCUUCUAUUACUGUAUUUAAUAUUAAAUUUGUAUUAUUUACUAUUGAUUACAAUUAUGUAACUUCUUACCUCAGACUGGUAACACAUGCAAAAAACAAUAGAAUCAAAUUUGCAGAGCAAAAAACAAUACAAUCAAAGUUGCAUAGCAAAAACCAAUAGAAUCGAAGUUGCAAUUUGACGAAUCUUGGUAUCUUUCCAAUCAAUGUCAGAGCCUGAUAAUUGAUGAAUAUAUGCAUGUAAUUGUUAGCACCAAUGGUGUGUUAAAAAUAUUUUAAAUACAAAUACAAUAUAGUGCAAUACAGAUCUAGUCACCCCGUUUGAAAAUUAUGGCUUUUUAAUCAUUUGUUUGUUAAAAGGUGCUCUGAUGUAACAUUAGAAGUAUGAAAUUAAUGGCAUUAUUACUCAUAUUAGAUUUACAUUUCAACAGCUGCUUAACUAGUUUAUGUUAUUAAAAUGUUAUACUCUCUUUGUUUCAAGAAUGUUCAGUAUUGAUUGAUAAAUGGCUGGGGUUUUUCUUUUAAUGUUUUGUUAAACAUACUAUAUACAUGUAUGAUUUGGAUAUGGAGUGACUGAGGGAUUGUUGCACCUCACCACCACUUGACUGUUUUGUUUCAUUUUAAAACCAAACCUAGAUUCGGUAAAUAAACCACUUUUUUAACACAAUAUAUAUGCAUUAUUAAAAAAUGAUCAACUAUAUUAAUAUUUUUCAGAAUAUUGUUCCUUAAAAUUUGAGAUACGCGUUUUAUAAAAAUCAAAUAAAAUAUUUCAAAGAAUAACUUGGAAGUAUAAAUUGGUAAACUCAAUUUCUUUUAAAUAAAACAUUAACAAAAUUACUUUGUUUUUUUCUCUUUUUUUCAUAUUCAGUUUGAUGCCAAAUUAAUGACUGUUACAAUUUGAUACUAUUUUUGAUUCCAGUUGCAUCAAAAUUUGUAGAUAUAUUUUAUUUUUUAUCAAGUGAUUUAAUUUUUGUAUGAACCAACCAGAAUGUGUUUUUUUUUUAUAGGCUUGCCCUAGACGUCUGGUUUACAUCUAGUAUACAGAUUUGGUUAUGUUUAGAUUUUUGCUUACUAAAAUAUAAAGACCAAAACAUAUUCUGUAAGACUUUAAAUGUCUGUAUUUAUAAUAAGAAUCACAUGCUUUUUUAUUAUUGUAUUGUAAUGCAUUCCAUUGUGAAAAAAAAAAAAUCAGUCUUGUGAAGUUGUGAGAAUGCUGUUUAAAAUAAAAAUAAAGUAGUUAG
This is a messenger RNA of Gigantopelta aegis, 10421 nucleotides long. RefSeq names its product retinol dehydrogenase 12-like. The coding region runs from base 114 to 1391 and encodes 425 amino acids. NCBI's taxonomy places the organism in Eukaryota, Metazoa, Mollusca, Gastropoda, Neomphalida, Peltospiridae. The transcript is spliced from 9 exons. The record is from RefSeq and is a predicted model, not a curated record.